This is a messenger RNA of Sclerotinia sclerotiorum 1980 UF-70, 414 nucleotides long. RefSeq lists its product with no specific name. The record is from RefSeq and is a predicted model, not a curated record. The transcript has 2 exons. Bases 1 to 414 code for a protein of 137 amino acids. NCBI's taxonomy places the organism in Eukaryota, Fungi, Ascomycota, Leotiomycetes, Helotiales, Sclerotiniaceae.
AUGCAUUCUCUAUGGCCCGGCCUUCCUUCGGUGGACAUGAAAACCCAAGUCGUGAAACAUCCAAUCCGCAAGAAACUCAACUUGAGAAAUGGGAAAAGAAACACUUCUCCUGUUAAUCAACGGCUCAAAGUGGAUGGAUGUCAAUUGGAUCUUUACCCUGUAUCUACACUCUUGUCAGUCGGUGUACACUGGUCACCAAAUGGCUACACCCUACUCGCUUUAUUAGCCAAGGUUCGCAUGCAUGACUACCGGUUUGAAGGAUGUUCCCCUGUCACAGUCCAAGGUCGAAAUUGGGAGAGUAUUAUUGCUAUUCUUCUCUCGGCCCCUUCCAAUCAACGAACCCCUUUUAGUGGUGCGAAAAGCGAAAGUGAAAGUGAAAGUGUAAAAAAAGCCUUCUCCACAUGGGACCGCUGA